UGUUUUGGUAAUUUCUGAUGUGUUAAAUUUAUUUCUCUGGUUGGUUCUGCUAUGCUGCUGUUUUGUGUGUGUGGUGAUUUUAUUAUUUUAAUUUACUGAUUAUUGAUUAUUGAAUGUGUUGUGAUUAUUGAUUAGCUUUGGUUUUUCUAUGCUGAUGUUUUGUGUGUCACUGUGUUGCUGAGCGUUUGUUUUUGGUUGAUUGGCUUUGCUCACUGCGUGAUGAUAAAUUUCAAUUUUGAUGACUCUGUUACUGGGUUACUGGUUGAUAAUAAAUUGCAUUGCCUGUGUUACGGAUUCACUGCUCAUUCUUGCUCUUCUAUUCCCAUAACUACAGUAGUUUAUCACUUCGACAAAAAAAACUGUUUUUUAAAUAGAAAUUAUUCUAGACAAGGAGAAUGAUCUUUUAAAGAGCAAUAAUCAUGAGAAGCUGCUAAAGUGCUAACUAUUGCAUAUGUGAGAUAAGUUUCAUUGUGGCAUAAAUAUGGAGGUAAUUUGGAGGACAUAAAUAACUUUUGUGAAUUCUUAUUUGAUUUCUGAAGAUAUGUUGGAAUUAAUUCCAGUCUUUGAUAAUAAAUCUAUCUACGCUUAUAAAUACAUAAUAAGAUGAAUUAUGGCAUGAUGCUGAUCAAUAUCGAUUAUCUUGGUUUAAUGUUGCUGAAUCGAAAUUAUGUGUUGUUUUACUAAGAUUUUGAGGAUCACGCUCUAAUAAUUGACCUUGCAUAUUAGUAACUGAGCUUUUAAUAGACAAGUGUAAGGUUAAGUUUUGUGAUUUACAUGUGCUUGGAUUGUGGCUGUUUUGAUGAUUUAUUGAGUAACACGAUGAAGGAGCAUUAAAAUGUCAAGUUUAGCUCUGGGUUAUUGUGAAAUCCUUUUGCUUUUCCUGAUUUGUUUUGAGUCUCCUCAAGUGAAUACAAUUUUACUGUGAGUCUGCAGGUUUGAGUCUCCUCUUGAUUAGAAAUUUGUGGUAUGUUAGGUGGCAGGUUAGAUUUAGGUGGCGAUAGCUUUGAGCCUGCAGCUAUGGAAGAAUGAGGUUUCUAAACUUCUAGUUUGUGUUAAAUGAUGUGGAUUGUUCAGCUGCUACUUCGAGGAACUUUCAUUCUUUUUUUUUCGGUGACGAAACCUUCAUUCUUUUUUUUGUUGCUUGGACAAAUUUAAACCAGAGUUGGAAAUGGUUUGAUAUGUUUUCGAUGUAAUUGCUUUAUUGAUUAAUGUCAUCAAAGCAAACAUUUAUAGGAUGAAGAAAGGAUUUUGGUUUCUCUUAUAGCAAACUUUGAAAGCAAAACCUUCAGUUCAUUAAAAUAUUUAAGUUUGUACUUUAUCUAAAGAUCUUAAGAUAUUUUAAAGUUUAUAUUAGACUAUAAUUAUAUUUUAGAGUGUUUAUUUAUAAUUUAUUUAUUAUUUUAAUAUAAAACGGUUUUUCCAGUUGAACCGGUUAAACUAUUAAACUAGUAAACCAGUGACUAGAGUGGUUCGAUAACCGGUCCGGUUUUCAGAACCUUGGUCCAGACUAGUUUUCCAAACCUUGAUUCUAAUAUUUGCAUCCCUUAUCCUUCUAACUUUCUUGGCAUCUCUCUUUAUUGUAGAAUCGUUUUGUUUCUUUUAGAGGUUCUCGUCCCAGAAUCCUAAAUUGCUGAUUCCAAUAUUUAUUGGACUGAAGAAUCAUCUUUCGACACAAUCGUGAUGCUGAUAUAGUGAGUAGUUUUGAAUCUGUUGCUUUGGUCUGUAUUGCGUUGUUUUGGAAAAUUGUUGAGCACAGACAUUGCAAAAUCUUUCUACAAACAAACAAAGGAUAUAGCCUGACUUAGGGAUAAAGGAAAAGAAAAAGAGAAUUCGAUCAAACCCCUUGCUUCCUUGAUGGUCAUGGCUGCGAUUCGGAGUAUCAACACAGUGGCAGAGGCUAUGCCCCGACUCACCAGAUUCUCUCUUCAAGCCCCAAAAUUGGUGGAGGUGGAAUUUGCCGAUGGUCAUGUAUUCAAGUUGUCGGCUGAGUUUCUAAGAAUAAACAGUCCUGCAGUUGAUGGAAAAAUCAGAUCAAUUGGAGGUGAAAAGGUAAUAUCUGGGAGACGGCACGUGGGAAUCAUGUCUGCAGAACCGGUAGGGAACUACGGGGUAAGGCUUAAUUUUGAUGACUUGCACAAAACCGGAAUCUAUUCGUGGGAUUAUUUCUAUCACCUGGGAAGUAACAAGUUUACCCUCAUGAGAAAUUACAUCGAAACACUGAAGAAAUAUGGGCUAAGCCGGGAUCCACGCGGAAAAAAAUGAUGCAGGCAUCCGCUUCUUGAUUGGCCAAAACUGGUUUGAAAUUGUGUCAGUUGACAUCAUGAAACUUGUGCUUGUCUUUGGAUAGCUUCAUCUGUUGAAAUUGAAAAACUGAAUUUUGUAUGAGAUGUGAAGAAUAGUGUUUCAGUGAAGUAUUCACUAAUUAUCAAAGGAUGAAAGAAAUAAAGGAGUGUCCUUCUUGACCCA
Molecule: messenger RNA, 2466 nt
Organism: Arachis ipaensis
Lineage: Eukaryota; Viridiplantae; Streptophyta; Magnoliopsida; Fabales; Fabaceae
Source: RefSeq, a predicted model, not a curated record